This is a messenger RNA of Anopheles bellator, 1962 nucleotides long. RefSeq names its product transcriptional activator GLI3-like. The transcript is spliced from 3 exons. NCBI's taxonomy places the organism in Eukaryota, Metazoa, Arthropoda, Insecta, Diptera, Culicidae. The record is from RefSeq and is a predicted model, not a curated record. Gene Ontology annotation, cellular component: nucleus. Bases 1 to 1962 code for a protein of 653 amino acids. Gene Ontology annotation, molecular function: DNA-binding transcription factor activity, RNA polymerase II-specific; RNA polymerase II cis-regulatory region sequence-specific DNA binding. Gene Ontology annotation, biological process: regulation of transcription by RNA polymerase II.
AUGGCUCUGCUAACACCAACGACCCCUUCAUCCGGUGGCACGGCGGAUCGGUGUGGAGGAUUGAAAUCGUUCGACCUAAAGCAAGGCUACUGUAACGAUGCGACGAUGGAUGUUUGCUUCAACACCGCUUCGACCUGUGGAGGUUGUGGCCUGCACCAACAAGGACCCGGCCUGGACUCGGUGCAUCAGGGGCAUUCGAUGAGCUACAGCUACACACCGACUUCGGCACCACCGGCGAUGCACUUCUCGAACGCCGGUUACGGUUACGGUCCUGCGGUGCUGGGCUAUCAACAACAGUCCGUCGGCUCGAACUCGAAGACUGACGACGAUCUGUUCUUCAAGUUCGAUCCGGAGUACAUCGAGAAGCUUCAGUCAACGUCCAGCUUCCUACUGUCGCCGGCUUCGACGGCGGUCACUACUCCGCUCACCUGCCAGAGUGUUCUGAGUUGCGCCAGCAGCUGUACGGCGGCCACGGAUUACUAUAACUACAACGAGGUUAACUGCCAGUCGAAGAACCAGUCACCUUGUUCGUCUCCGUUCGCCGGCGACUCCUGGAUGGACGACUUCUCGCUCGGUAUGACCCUCGAUGAGGCCAGCUACUCGGCCUCUCCCAAACCGAGCAACGUUCAGGGGACCAACAGUUCCACCUUGCCACCGAUCGGGGCCGCUUUCGGUGGAUCGUUCGAUCGUUCAAAGUCGCAACCACAGACUGCUGCUGCUACUGCUGCUGGGUACGUUACGGAUCUGUUCGAUGUGUCCUUCAUGGAGCAGUUCAACAGUAGCAACGACACGAUCUCCGGAUCGUCGAGCUGCCCGACUACCGGGUACGACGCGUACAGUUACGCGGCGGAAAACUACAACAAACCGAACCCGUUCGAGGUGAAGCCCAACCGAGAGUUUAAGGACAUCUGGAGGGACGGCUCCCGGCAGGGUGGCAGCGAAACGUGCGACCACAAUCUACUGCUGGUCCCGAAAGUGGAACCGCUCGAACCCCAACCGGAGCCGGAAAUGGACGAGUCGGUGAUUCCGCGCGAGUGCCUCUGGAGCGAUUGCAACACGCUGCUGGCUGACCAACACCAACUGGUGGCGCACAUCGAGAAGACGCACGUGGAAACGAAGAAGGGCGACGAGUUCGCCUGCCAGUGGGUCGACUGUCCCCGCCGGUACCGACCGUUCAACGCACGCUACAAGCUGCUCAUCCACAUGCGCGUGCACAGUGGCGAAAAGCCCAACAAAUGUCCGUUCCCGGAGUGCGAGAAGGCUUUCUCUCGGUUGGAAAAUCUGAAGAUCCAUCAGCGAUCGCACACGGGCGAGCGGCCCUACAAGUGCCAGUUCCAGGGCUGCAUGAAGGCGUUCAGUAACAGCUCGGACCGGGCGAAACACCAGCGAACGCACUACGAUACGAAACCGUACGCCUGUCAGCUGCCCGGUUGCACCAAACGGUACACCGAUCCGUCCAGUCUGCGCAAGCACGUGAAGAACCACGCGCUCCGUCCGUUCGAUGUACCACUGCGCCGGAAGUCACACCGCGCACAGGCGACCCCUCGCCGUCGAUUCUCGGAGCCGCUUGCUCGAAGCUCGAAGCUCGCCCUGGCUUCCGCCGUCGAUGUCACGUUUGAAGUCCCAACCGUGACCGAGUACGAACUGGUGGAUGAUGUGUUCGAUAGCAGCCCUUCCAACCAGGAAGACCCAGGUGCCCAGAAAGUGAAGAAGUCAGGCAUGGAGAACUUCAACGAGAUGUCCAACAGCCUCAUCAAGAUACUGGCACCGCGGGAAGAGUCGAUGGCCUCCGGUGGCCGAUAUCUGCUGGAGGAGUUUGGGUUGUCGUUCGAGCGCGAGAAGAGUUACAGCCCGGAGCAGACCGCAACGAACGGCGGGGACGGGUGUAUGACGUUGAUGGCCACCGAGAAGGGUUUCGUGCCGUCGUUUAGUGAGUACGAUUUUUUCGGUGGAGUUGUUUAG